Molecule: messenger RNA, 3003 nt
Organism: Gambusia affinis (western mosquitofish)
Lineage: Eukaryota; Metazoa; Chordata; Actinopteri; Cyprinodontiformes; Poeciliidae
Gene: nmt2
Product: N-myristoyltransferase 2
Exons: 13
Coding region: 122-1603 (493 amino acids)
Biological process (GO): N-terminal peptidyl-glycine N-myristoylation
Cellular component (GO): cytoplasm
Molecular function (GO): glycylpeptide N-tetradecanoyltransferase activity
Source: RefSeq, a predicted model, not a curated record
GAACUUUCAGAAAAUGUCUACCAGCUGCUGCAAUCCUCAAAGCCUUUAGAGUAAUUCCCUGAGAGUUCCUUGAGAUGAGCCUCUAAAAAAACCGCUAGCCGGCAGUUUUUUAAGCAUCUUGAUGAUGGCGGAGGACAGUGAGUCCGCGGCAAGCCAGCAGAGCCUGGAGCUGGACGACCAGGAUACGUGUGGGAUAGACGGAGACAACGAAGAGGAGAAUGAGCAUAUGCAGGGCAGUCCAGGGGGAGACAUGGGGGCUAAGCGGAAGAAGAAGAAGCAGAAGAGAAAAAAAGAAAAGCCCAGCUCGGGCUCUGGAGCCAAAUCUGACUCUGCUUCUGACUCUCAGGAAAUCAAGAACCCUGGCUUGCCCAUUCAAAAGCUCCAGGACAUCCAAAGAGCCAUGGAACUGCUGUCCUGCCAGGGUCCAGCAAAGAGUAUCGACGAGGCAACCAAGCACAAAUACCAGUUCUGGGACACCCAGCCUGUCCCAAAGUUAAAUGAAGUCGUGACAAGCCACGGUCCAAUUGAAGCUGACAAAGAAAACAUCAGACAGGAGCCAUAUUCUUUACCUCAAGGCUUUAUGUGGGACACUUUGGAUCUUAGUAAUGCAGAUGUAUUGAAAGAGUUGUACACGUUGUUAAAUGAAAACUAUGUGGAGGAUGAUGACAACAUGUUCAGAUUUGAUUAUUCACCAAACUUUCUCAAAUGGGCUCUGCGUCCGCCUGGUUGGUUACCGCAGUGGCACUGUGGAGUACGAGUGUCCUCGAAUAAGAAGCUCGUUGGAUUCAUCAGUGCCAUCCCUGCAGACAUACGCGUCUAUGACACGACAAAGAAGAUGGUAGAAAUCAACUUCCUAUGUGUUCAUAAGAAGCUGCGUUCCAAGCGUGUUGCUCCUGUGCUGAUCCGAGAGAUAACACGGAGGGUGAACCUGGAGGGAAUAUUCCAGGCGGUGUAUACAGCCGGAGUUGUGCUCCCUAAACCCGUGUCUACAUGCAGGUACUGGCAUCGUUCGUUGAACCCGAGGAAACUCGUGGAAGUGAAAUUUUCCCAUCUUAGCAGAAACAUGACGUUGCAAAGAACCAUGAAGCUCUACAGGCUACCAGAUAGCACUAAGACUCGAGGCCUGCGGCUGAUGGAGAGACGUGACCUCCACCAGGUCACUGAGCUGUUGCAGAAAUACCUGAGACGUUUCCACCUCGCACCGUCCAUGGCAGAAGAAGAAGUUGCUCACUGGUUCCUGCCACAGGAAAACAUAAUUGACACUUAUGUUGUAGAGACUGCAGGUGGCGUACUGACAGACUUCACUAGUUUCUACACUUUACCCUCAACUGUGAUGCAUCAUCCUCUACAUAGGAGCCUGAAGGCAGCUUACUCAUUCUACAGUGUUCAUACUGUAACGCCACUACUGGACUUAAUGAAUGAUGCGCUGAUCCUGGCAAAAAUGAAAGGUUUUGACGUUUUCAAUGCCUUGGAUCUGAUGGAGAAUAAGGUGUUUCUGGAGAAGCUGAAGUUCGGCAUAGGAGACGGAAAUCUGCAGUAUUACCUCUACAAUUGGAAAUGUCCCCCUAUGGAUCCUGAUAAGGUCGGUCUCGUCCUGCAGUAGCGGCUCGUUUCACCGCUGCUACGACACGAACAGGCGUCGUUAACUUCUGGACUCUCCUCACUUGGACCUGCGGGUCGCCCGAGCUCAACAGUGACAUCUUCCACAAGUCAGCCAACCUCGUGACCGGGCGGUGGUCUCAUUAAGAACUCCUGCGGUCCACCCGGAGGUGAAAACUCUUCAAUCAUCAUCCUGAAUGUGAAGUCAUGCUAUGCCUGAGAUAUCCUUACAGUUACAGUGCUGUUGACAUGCGCUCCCGCUCCUAAAACACGACGCUCGGACGUUCCAGAGGAUGCCUUGGCAUUGUGAAUUUUGUUUCUAUUUCUUCAUUCUCUACAGACAUUGUCAGCAGGGGGCUGGUAUGAAAUACCUGUUCAUAUACCUAUGUAAAUGAUGAUCAACGAGGCUGUCGCCUCUUUACGUGUUUAUCCUCUCCAGUCCGCCAUCGUGCCGCUGCGCCGUUUAUUGUUUCCCUCUGUUUUCAUAUCACUGUGGUCAGUCAUGUGGCUGUUUUAGGCCUAUGUAGGAUUAGAAACUGUGAAAAAGUGUUUCAGACUCCUACCGAAACACUUUUUCUUCAGUAAUUAUAUGUAACAAAUGAAAUCUCGUACAAGGCAACACAAGAACUGUAACAUGUAGUUUACAUUGAAAACAAAACCACAUUUAUUCCUGUAGUUUGAGUUGCAGGUUUGUGAGGGCUGAUCUAAAACCUUCUUCUUCUUCUUCUUAAGUUGUGUAGAAGUCGGUGGCUUUUUAAUGAUGAAUGUACAGCAUCGAUGAAGCACAAUUUUACAAACAAGUCAAAUGGUUUGCUUAUAAAGAUCUUAAACGUUUGGUAUUGACAAAUGGUGGGAACUGUUUUACGUUAUAAAUCUGACAUUUUGUAAUUUUAACAUUAAACCCACGCAUGUGGUAGCAUUUACUGUUGCUCUCCAUCGUUAUUGCUUUUGUUACACUUUCCAGUUAGCAGCAGCUCUAAGCGGUAAAAUAUUUCAUUUUGAUUGAGAUUUUUGUACAAAUUAAACCGAAAAAUGGCUAAUAUGCUUCAAAAUGGAAUAGUCAAACAACCACGGUCGACUGUUUUUAGUUUAGCCGUUGCCACCUGCAAAAAAACUUGGCAGAGAAAUUCUCUGGUGCAGAUAAGCUACUAUAAAGUGGCCACUGGUUCAGAAGUGCAAUAGAUAUCUAUAUGUCAAAACAUUUAAAGCCAACUACUGGAUGAUCUGAACCUGGGUUAUAAAUUCAAACUUUAAUUAAUCAAGAAGUCGGAGGAAACAUUUAAUAAAUUUCUGUAAGUCCAUCACACAUUUUUCUUGGCUUUCUGAAAUCCUUUUUCUUUUCUUUCAGACAUUAAAAUAGAAAGUGGGUCAUUUUGUUUUAGUGUGAUAUUUGUUAAUGUAAAA